AUGUUGUCGAUCGCAGGCGUCGCCGAGUCGCUGGGCCAGAAGGUGGACGGCAUCAACCUCCUGGAGAUUGAACAGUAUUUGAAGGAAAGCAAGAUUGCUCGAAAGAUCAGUGGCUAUAACGACAAACUCGCCGAAGACCAAGUCAAGAACGGCGACACAAAGUUCACUAAAUCCCGACGUACCACAAAUCCGCCGCUACAUGCAGUACAAGCCUUCCUGCUGGUCUUGAUGAACAGCGAUGAAGACGGCCGUGUGCACCUCUCGAAAUCGGUCAUAGACGGCAAAGUGGUUGUGACGUUGUGCUAUCAGCUCCUUAACCCCUCCCCCUCUUUCCAAGAAGUUGUCGACGAGGCAAGGGCAGUCGUCUUGGCAGGCGGGACAAUGGAACCGAUCAGCGACUUUCGAACGCAGCUCUUUCCCCGACUACUGGAGAAUCGGUUUGCGACCUUUUCAUGCGGGCAUGUUGUUGCCAAGGAGAACCUGACUGCCCUUGCUGUCUCCCGGGGCCCCAAAGGUGGGGAUUUGUCGUUCAAGUACAGCUCGCGAGGGGACAAGGGAAUGGCCAGUGAGCUCGGGCAGGCAUUGCUGAACUUUCUCAGUCUAGUUCCUGAUGGGAUGGUUGUGUUCAUGCCUUCUUACGCGUUUCUGAACCAGCUCAAGGAGAUCUAG
Messenger RNA from Dacryopinax primogenitus, 669 nucleotides. RefSeq lists its product as uncharacterized. Gene Ontology annotation, cellular component: nucleus. The record is from RefSeq and is a predicted model, not a curated record. The coding region runs from base 1 to 669 and encodes 222 amino acids. Gene Ontology annotation, biological process: establishment of sister chromatid cohesion. Gene Ontology annotation, molecular function: DNA helicase activity. The transcript has 4 exons. NCBI's taxonomy places the organism in Eukaryota, Fungi, Basidiomycota, Dacrymycetes, Dacrymycetales, Dacrymycetaceae.